This is a messenger RNA of Physcomitrium patens, 2071 nucleotides long. RefSeq lists its product as uncharacterized. Gene Ontology annotation, biological process: CAAX-box protein processing. Gene Ontology annotation, molecular function: metalloendopeptidase activity. The record is from RefSeq and is a predicted model, not a curated record. Lineage: Eukaryota; Viridiplantae; Streptophyta; Bryopsida; Funariales; Funariaceae. Gene Ontology annotation, cellular component: membrane.
UUUUGGGCUGUGUGGCCAUAAAGGUCUCACUGCUCACACGUCUCGUGAGCUGUGUACUUGAGUAUUGUUGCCUCUCCUUCCUGUUAUCUCUCUCUGUCUCUCUGUGAGUGUGUCUUGCCCUUAGGACUGGUCGGUUGCGACGCUCAGGAGUGGACUGGACGAGUCAGAGAUUGAGAUUGUGAUUGUGAUUGAUUGAGUUGAGUUGGAUUAGUGGUGAGGGGAUUCGUUGCGGAGGAGCUUGUUUGGCUGAUUGAUUGAUUGAUUUCUUGAUUGAUCAAGCCGGAUGGGUAUUCGAAAGGCGAUGUUUUGAUUGAUUCCGUGGUAGUUUCGAAGAGUGUGUGUGUGUGUGUGGUAGUGUGCGUGGUGAAGGAUUUGUAGCUGCCUGGGCUUCGUUGCAGCAUGUCGUUGUUUCGUACGCUGCGGUUGCAGGACAGGCCCGUUCGAUCGUUUGGAGCGUCAACGUCGGGAGGGCAGUUAUUGCUGCAUGCGGAGGUGAUCGGGGUGUCGUCUUCAUUCCGAGUGGGCUCCGAUAAGCUUGACGGAGGCGGAAAUUUUAGCUCUGUGUGUGUGAGUGGUUUAGACGAAUUAUCGCGUGGGUCGUCCUCGGGGAGUGGGGUGCAAUUCCGAGGGGCGUUGAGCAGAAAUGGGGGUAGGAAUGGCCUGGUGGGAUUGGCUCCUCUCACGCGGAGCUCCCGAUUGCGGAGACUGGAGCCAGGAUUUGUGUCAAGAAUAAAACUGAUGGGCCUGAAUGACGCAACAGGACAACGCGGGUCAGUGUCGCCCGCCAGGGCGCUUGGCGGAGGAGGACAGGAUAUGGUGGAUAAGGCUAAGGAUAUGUCCAAGUCGGGCGACAUGCAAGCGCUUGACGCCAACUGGAAUGUUGAUCUCAGGCAAUCUAACCAAUCUAGCGAAACCGAGGCGAGCUGGGAACAGAUAGGCAUGAUUUUCAGAAUUGUAUACUCGCUGGCCAUGUACGGCGGCCUAGCAUUUGUUGGGAAUGUCAUUUGCGGCUUCACCGGCGUGGAUCUCUGGGGUGGAUUUGACAUUUCCCCGCAGGUGAUCACCACGGGAUUCGGAUACGCCGUUCCUCCGAUGAUGAUGCUGUUGUUCAUCCUGGAGGACGAGGUUGUGAAGUCGUGGGCUCCUGCUCGGGCCAUUCGAGACGUCGAGGACGAGGAGCUUAUGGAUUUCUUUGUGGGAAUGUCACCAUGGCAGUUCCCCUUUGUCGUCGCCGCGGGCGCUGUGGCAGAAGAGCUUUUCUUCCGAGUCGCGAUACAAGGUGGACUCACGCAUGCGCUUCAAAUUAGUGAUAAGGGCGUCACAGACUCCACAGUUGGUCUUGCGGCUCUAACUGGAGUGAUUCCUCUCUUCGUUCCCUUUGCACAAUUUUUUGCGACUGCCCUUACGGCGGCAUUGACCGGCUCCAUGUACUACGUGAUCUCAUCGCCCAAGGAUCCUAAGUACGUGGUCGCGCCCGUGGUGCGAGGUCGCAAUAACCGAGGCGACAUCAAAGAGCGUGUCUCGGCGUGGUAUGAGCGGCGCCAACAGAAGAAAAUCUACUCUCCGCUCAUGGAGGGCCUCCUUGCGAUGUACCUAGGUUUUGAAUGGAUGCACACGGGUAAUAUCCUUGCGCCCAUCAUCACACACACUCUGUACUCGCUGGUCAUCGUUGGCAAUGGCCUUCGCCGCAUUCACGACAACAGGGAGAAGCUACGGCAGAGAGUGAACAAGAUCUCUGGGGGGAGGCUAGCGAGGAUCGGUGUCGGCGAGAAGAGGUCCGAGAGAGCCCAGUAAACGGCUUAACAGUUUUGUGAUUUGUACAAUCCUACGUAAUUUUUGUUUAUGAAUGAUCGAUCCCUUAUACUUCAACAAAGUUAGAUUAGUUAGGAUACACUGGAUGGCAUGUGACUAUGCCAGCGGCCCUUUUAGAUGCUAAAACCAAAGGAUUAGUGUGGGGACAAGGCUCUUGCUUCCUGGUUUGUAAUAUUGUUGACGACCUUGUACAGUAUCUAAACAACGAGAUGUGCGACCCUCUACAUUUUUGUGUCGGCUCGCAUCCUUGACCCGCGAA